GAAAUUGGUGACCACUUAUCAACCGGUUACAGGUACAUCUUAUCGUUUGGACAACAAAGCGUAUUCGGGAGCAUGGAAAAGACUGCUUGUCAUCUUCACAAUGGCGCAGCGGGACUCUUUCUGUCAGUGCUGUCGGCUAUUACACUGUCAGUGUCGGCACUUCUCGUCGGCAGUUUUCAAGAAAUCUCUGUCCUCGUGUUUUUGGCCUUCCAGCACGUCGUCAUUUUCGUUUUCGCUGUCCCCGCCUGGCUUUGGAUUGCUAGGCAACAAGAUUUUGAGCGCGAAUAUCCCGAGCGAACAGACCAAUUGAAUGUAAACAACUGCACGAGGAAUGAUACAGUGGUCGACAGUAAUGCUUCAAAGUUGUUCUACUUCGAAGAAAAUCAUCAGGAGACUAGGAAUUCCCAGAGAAAUGACUCCGAGGAGAGUAACUCCGAUAUUUUGACUUUCAUGUGUGAGGGAGAAAAAGCCGAUAUGAAGAACUCUCAGGAAGUGAAAUCCAAGAAAAAACAGCAGGAUGAUAAGCAGAAUCAUCAUGGAGAUAUAAUAAAAGGAGAAAGAAGAUUACAGAGAGAAAUAUCUCAAGUUGGUGUUACGAAUGGCAUAUCCGAGAGAAAAUAUGAAACGACCAUAGCGCAUUUUGAGAAUGAAAAGUCUAUGAAAGAGGUUACAAAAAAGCUGAAUGAAUCUAAGGUGGAAAACAAUGAUAGAAAAAAAUUGAACUCAGACACUGAAUCUCAGAAACAGAAUUCCUUGAAUGAUAAGGAAAUUAUUCCCAAGACGGGCUUGAAAUCAAUAAAAGACUGCGUCUUCGUUGUUAUUCGGGGCAGCAUGGCGUAUUUAACGGCGUGGUGUGCGUUCAAUGCUUUUAGAUACCUUCCAAUAGGAGAUGCCUCUGUUCUGGAGUACACCAACCCUAUAUAUUCGGUCAUUCUGGCCCGUGUUAUACUGAAGGAACCGUGUGGCCUUGUGGAGGCUUUCCUUACAUUGGUCAUGUUAACAGGUAUAGUCCUAAUAUCCAGACCCAGCUUUCUUUGGGGAGACUCAGCCGCACUUAACCCGAUAGGUGUCACUCUGGCCAUAGCGACCGCCGUGACGUCAUCAAUUAACAUGCUUUUUGGUAGAAAACUGAAGCAUGUGCAUAGUCUAAUUGUCAUAGCAUCAAUAGGUCUCUUUAGUGGCAUUAUUUCAUGGAUAGUUGUAUUAUCCACAGGGGGCGUUUCAUUUCCGGUCACGUGGUUGGAUUGGUGUGCUGUCGUGUUGAAUGGCGUCAUGGCAUUUACCGCCCGGAUUAGUUCCCAGAUGGCGCUGCAGAUUGAGAACGUCGCCAUCGUGAGUAUAGUGCGUACUUGUGAACCAAUCUUCGUUUUCACAUGGCAAGUGACCAUUCUUCAUGUCAUCCCAAAAUGGACGUCAGUUGUGGGAUCUCUUCUGAUUUUGGCGUGUGUCAUCGCUCUUAGUAUAAGGAAAUGUUCAGGUGACCAGGGAAAUACUAAUUUUGACGGCAACCAGGAUGCUCUGUCCGUCAAUGGAGUUUCUACGCCCUCCGAGAAACAUAAAGUUGUAUUGAACACGGGUCAAGAGGUUGGGGAAGGGGGGAGGCAAGUGCCCCCACCAGCUUAG
Lingula anatina is the source of this 1623-nucleotide messenger RNA. RefSeq names its product solute carrier family 35 member G1-like. Lineage: Eukaryota; Metazoa; Brachiopoda; Lingulata; Lingulida; Lingulidae. Gene Ontology annotation, cellular component: membrane. The record is from RefSeq and is a predicted model, not a curated record.